UCUCAGCGCAACCAGCGCCAGCGCACUAGCACUGCAUGCACUGAAAAUCGACUGAUUGGAGUCACUGGAUUGUGCGGCAUUGGUGAACUGUGGAGAAGAUGGAAGCGAAGAAUCUUUACAAAUAAUCCUGCAAACGUGGCGGGAGCAGCAUUGGAUACUCGGAGGGCUGAGGCUUUGCUGCAGGAAGUGGAGAAGUAUGGUGGUACUAGCUUUGGCAUUGACCAGGGUGUAAGCGUACUUGAACAUCAGGAGUCUAUUCAUGUGAAAGUGAGAAGAGGGAAGACAGUAUCUCAUGGCAGUGAUGACUUGAGGAUAACUUCUCGACAGCCAGAAACUAAACCAAGAAGUCAUUCAAAUUUGGAAUACGCUGUUCCACUCCCAUCUGUUUUUCGGAAUGAACAUUCAAAUGCUGUAGAUUUGCAUGAGAAGACGCUUGACUCUGCAAAAGAUGGUGUUGUAAAAGAUACUGACCCUCGCUCUUGCAGUAGUGAAUCUCUUGGCCAAAUUUGUGACACAAGUCCUGACAAACCUAGUUCAUAUCUUGGCGAUGCAAACAUCUUUGUGAAGGGUAGCACGUGUGAGACUUCAGCUACUUCCUCUUUGUCAUCAUCACCUUGCAUAGUUGUCGAAGAAUCUCUGAAGGACAGAACUGGCCUUGCUUCUUCUCCGACAUCUUCAUCUCCAAACAUUCAGCCUACAGGUGCCCUUGUGUUAGGAAGAGACGUUGAAACUGAGAAACCGGAUAUGAACUUCAGGCAUCAGAUUACUCAGCUGAGGAACAGACGUGGCCAGGGGACCAAGAUAGAUGCCAAAGCAGCUUCGUCUGCUGAAGAUGAUGAGUGGGCAGACAUUCCAUCUAUGGAUGUGGUUUCCAUGGCAUCCUCAUCAACAGACGAGACAGCUUCUGGAUCAUCUCACGGUAAAGCAACCUCAAAGUCUAGUCUGGAAGAUAGUGCCUCUGUGAAUGUUCAGGAGGAGGAACCUUAUCAUAAACCAGAGAAGGAAUGGAGCAAUGAUCAGAAGGGUGUAUAUGAGAUGCAACUUGAAAACCUUCAGGAGCAGUUGGUUGAUAUCAUGAUAGAAAACCAAACACUAGCUCAAAAACUCCAAAAGUAUGAGAAUAGCGACAUCAUCCCUCUUUUGAAGAAACUGGAAGAGGAACGAGCCGCCAAUGAGAGUUUGACAAAGAGAUGUGAGACGUUGGAGGAUCACAUGAAACGCAAUAGGCCGAUGCAUCAAAUCUCUGUUGAUAGUGAAAGUAGUGUGAGUGUACAAAGUCCUCGUUCAGCAUCAUUUUCUUCACCACCAGAUGACGUUGAUGGACCUCCUCCUACUCGGUGGGAGAGGUUUCAGAACAACAUUUUGGAUAAAUUUUUCACCUUGAUGGCUGAUUUCACAGAAGAGGGAGAGGAAAGUGAUACCGAUGCUCCUACAGAGGGGGAUGAACUUACGGUCAAGAAGUUGAAGGAAAAUUUGAAAAGAUUUCAAGCUGGAUAUGAGCCUGGACUCUUAUUUUGUAAAGCAAUGUCUGCCCUAGUAUCCUGGAAAUCAACAUCAAAUACCUUCCUUGCAUUUGUUAUCUAUAUGUAUGUUGUAUGGAGAGGAUGGAGUGCUACUGUACUGAUUGGGCUGUUGCUAUGGUACCUUACCACAACAUACUUUAUCUCGAGGGGCUGGACUAUUCAAUUUUCAUUUCUUCCGUAUCAUCUAGUGGAAGUGACACAGGAUGAAAGACCCCCACUGUCAAUGUCGGACAGGUUUCAGUUAGUACUACACGUCAGCAGGAGAGUGCAGAAUAUACUUGGGAGCUUAGCUGAUCAGAUGGAGAAAAUCCAGAACUUCCUCUAUUGGACGAAUCCAGAUCUUACAAAGAGCCUGUAUACCAAUCUAGUAAUUGCAUUUGUAGCUUCAUUAUUUAUAUCUGGAUCAAUGCUGCUCACAUUGAUUGGUCUCUUUCUUGGUGUGAAGGUUUUUCUCAUCAAUCCAGUACUCAAGAAGUAUCCUCGUCUCAAGGCCAAGUAUAGUUUCGAGGAGAAGAUAUUUAGGGAAGCGCCAACGGCUGCCCAGCUUGAACAAAGACGUGCAAUUGAAGAAACACAGCAGUUCCUAGUCCCAGAUAUUGAGGGUAUUACAGUCCGGUUCAAUGGAGAAGAAACGCAGGACUCUGAACCUGCAAGUAAGAGGUUCAAAGCCUUUGCAGAGACGUUCAAUGUGCCUGAAUCAGAGCAGCCUUUGUCAGGAUGGAAGGAGGGCAAGCGCUGUACUCUGAUAACCAAAAACACUGUUACAGGAGCUUUCAAAAAUGGUAGAUUAUAUCUGACAAAGAGUUUCUUAUGCUUUGAGAAGUCAAGUUUGUCCAAAGAUGGAAACAUGCUGAUACCCCUGAAAGAAAUAAUCAGAAUUGAAAAGGCAAAACCAUUCAACUUCAUGCCAGGUUCCGGCAUGUCCAUAGAGAUCCACAUGGCAUCGGCCGAUAAACCAGUACUCUUCGGCGGAAUGCUCCGAAGGAACCUCAUCUAUGACCAGCUGAUGGAGGUAUGGCAGGCAGCCCAAAGAGCCAUCCAACAUCGGAGUAGCGCGUCAAACAUGGAAGCCAUGCCCAGCACAUCCCAAGGUGACGUCAGAAGCAGAGCUGGUAGUCAUAGACAGGCAUCUGCUUCUCACUCUGAAGCAGGAGAAAGUGACUCAGAGAGUGCUUGCUGAUCUUGAGGGUCUCCUUUUAAGGUGAUUGUAAGCACGUCUAAAGAUGGGCGUGAAAGUGAAAAAUUGCACAUGGAAGCCAGCGCGACCACAUAACAAUGGGAAACUUGAAGGUCUGGUUAAGAUGAUCGUUUGCAGAUCCAAGGAUGGGCAUAAAAAUGAGGUACAUUGCACAUGGUAGCCAGCGCUAGCACAUCCCGAGGGAGACUCAUGGAGCAGAGUUUGUAGUUAUAGAUAGACUCCUACAUCAUUCUAUGAACCAGUCUCGGUGUAUGCUGAGAUCAGAAGAAUGUAAUAAGGAGAAGUACAAAGAUGAAGCUCAACACAUCUAGAAUCAAAGGCAGCACAUCACAAAGGGACACCAGGAGCAGAUCCUGUAGUCAUAGACACCUGUAUCACUCCAUGCGGGAGACAGAAGUGACUAGGAAGACUAUCACUGAAGCUCACAGCUCCAUCGCGAUAUCAGUGACCAAUCAAGUACUCGUUGCAUGCACACUUUGUUCAAAACACUGACCAGGGGUCUGUAUAACAUAGGUUCAUGAUUGAUUGCUGAUUUAAAAAAAACAUUUCUGAUUGGUUCCUAGUCAGUCUUCUGAGCGAAAUGCACAUGCAACGAUGAUCUUGAUAGGCCAUUUCAUUUAGCGAUUAAUUGCUAACCUUUGCAUCACGGGCCCCAGGAGAGUUCUUUCAUAUUUGCAAUUCAUUGCAAUCUUUACGGGGCCAAAAUCUUGAGUGUAAGAUUGAGUGAGAUGUGGAAGCACAACUGUAGAGCCUUGGUCUUGUAAUACAUAAACACAGAUUUGAUUAUCACGUGACUGCUAGUACCCUUUUUCCGGGCAUUACUCCUCAUUUCUAGCUCCCAUGAACAUGACCUUACCUACUGAAAUAUUUAUACCAUCCAAUUACACAUUUAACCCUCUUCAAUGAACUUUAAUAUUGAGAAUUGAGUGAAACCGAUUCACAUCCAUUGCCUUUAAAACAGGUUGGUGGACAAGACGUUCCAUUGAGUGGCACUGUUGGUCUUCAUUUUCAUUAGCACUACACUAA
Lytechinus variegatus (green sea urchin) is the source of this 3747-nucleotide messenger RNA. RefSeq names its product GRAM domain-containing protein 4-like (gene gramd4). The transcript is spliced from 17 exons. Lineage: Eukaryota; Metazoa; Echinodermata; Echinoidea; Temnopleuroida; Toxopneustidae. Gene Ontology annotation, biological process: negative regulation of toll-like receptor 9 signaling pathway; apoptotic process. The record is from RefSeq and is a predicted model, not a curated record. The annotation marks the transcript as partial.